Messenger RNA from Lathyrus oleraceus (garden pea), 1707 nucleotides. RefSeq lists its product as uncharacterized. The record is from RefSeq and is a predicted model, not a curated record. Lineage: Eukaryota; Viridiplantae; Streptophyta; Magnoliopsida; Fabales; Fabaceae. Bases 1 to 1707 code for a protein of 568 amino acids. The transcript has 7 exons.
AUGGACAGGAACAUUCUUGAUGCUGCUAGUGGUGGAGCAUUAGUCGAUAAAACUCCAGCUGCUGCCAAAGCCCUUAUUGAAAAUAUGUCUCUUAAUUCUCAACAGUUCACCACUAGAGACAAUUUUGUGCAAAGCAAAGGCGUUCCUAAGUAUGCAAAGUUUCUGAAAGAUUUGUGUACCAACAAGAGGAGGAUUAAGGGAAGUGAAAGAGUAAACUUAGGACGAAAUAUUUCUGCCUUUAUUCAGCCCAAACAAUCAUCCAAACAGAUUGUAGGCGAGCAAAAUGUUUCAACCCUCACUACUCAGCAUACAGGUUUAAUCAUUCAAUUGGCAAACAGGAGCAACACUCGACCCGCCGGGGUAGUCGAAGAUGUUCUUGUUCAAGUUAACGAUUUGAUUUUUUCUACAGAUUUCUAUAUUCUAGACAUGGAAGGAGAAACCAAGACAAUUGAUGACGCUAGUUCUGAACUAUUUGCGCUUGAUCUUCCAUCUCUCUCUGGUUUUGAUGAUAUUUAUUCAUGUUCUAAUUGUACUGACACUAACGUUUGUGUUGUAUGUGCUGAGAUUGAUGCUGCCUUGCAGGCUGAUACAUUUCCUACAGGUGAAGUUGUUACCAAUAAACCUGUUUUUGUAGUUGAUGCUCUUGACAUCCCGGCUGCCCCAAGCAUUCCAUCCACCGAGCAGCCCUCGUCCUUAGAGCUAAAAGACCUCCCUGAGAACCUGAAAUAUGCUUACUUGGAGAGUUAUUUUCAGAUUCAUAUUGCACCGGAGGAUCAAGAGAAGACGACUUUUACUUAUCCUUUCGAAAGAUUUAUCGAGACUAACCUUGUUUUGAAUUAUGAAAAAUGUCAUUUUAUGGUUGAGCAGGGAAUUGUUCUUGGUCACAUUAUUUCUGAAAAAGGAAUUUCUGUUGACCCUGCUAAGAUUGAUAAUGACGUCACUUUCAGCUUCGGUGACAAGUGCAAACAAGCAUUUGACUUCUUGAAGAAAGCAUUGACUUCCGCUCCCAUAAUCCAUCCCCCUGACUGGACCCUCCUAUUUGAGCUUAUGCGUGAUGCUUCUAAUUAUGUUGUUGGGGCUGUCCUUGCACAAAGAGUUGACAAGGUUGCCCAUGUUAUUUACUAUGCUUCUAGGACUUUAGAUUCUGCACAGUCAAAUUACACUACCACUGAAAAAGAACUGCUAGCUAUUGUUUUUGCUCUUGAUAAAUUCAGAUCUUAUUUGCUAGGUUCCAAGGUUGUUUUUUUUACUGACCAUGCAACUUUAAAGUACUUGCUGAAGAAGCCGGAUGCAAAACCGAGAUUUAUUCGAUGGAUGUUGUUACUCCAAGAGUUUAAUGUUGAGAUUAAAGACAAAAGUGGAGUUGAGAACUUAGUGGAUGAUCACUUGAGCAGGAUAGAGAGAAAUGAAGAUCCUUUUCCUAUUCAGGAUGACUUUCCUGAUGAGCAGUUGUUUCUUUUGCAUGGGAUUACACUUUGGUUUGCUGCCAUUGUUAAUUUUCUUGUUGCUGGUGUUUUUCCUACAGGUGCAUCGAGAUCACAGGUUCAUAAACUCAAGAGUGAUGCCAAAUAUUAUGUUUGGGAUGAUCCAUAUCUAUGGAAGUUUGGUAGUGAUCAGGUAAUCAGGAGAUGUGUCCCCGAUAAUGAGAUUGAAUCUAUUUUGAAUUUUUCUCAUGCAUCUCAAGUCGGCGGACACUUUGGUCCUUAA